Theobroma cacao (cacao) is the source of this 1357-nucleotide messenger RNA. RefSeq names its product NAD(P)-binding Rossmann-fold superfamily protein. The record is from RefSeq and is a predicted model, not a curated record. NCBI's taxonomy places the organism in Eukaryota, Viridiplantae, Streptophyta, Magnoliopsida, Malvales, Malvaceae.
CGUGCAAGAAAGGGAAGGGGCCAAUCAAUAUUCAUCAAAAUCGACCGCAAGAGAGAGACUCCUUUUAUCUCCUUCUAAUUUCUUUUUUUUUUAAUUUUUUGAGUAAAUGGGAACCAUUUCUUGCGUCAGCCAUGGUCACUUCUCCAACUUCACGAGUUUCUCGAAGAACUCAAUCUGUUCAUCAUCAUCGGCGUCGCUACCCUUUUUCAAGAACCCAAUUCGCAUCUUCAAAAGCUUCACCUUUUCUUCAUCAAUGGCUGAUUCUCUUCGUGUCUCAGCGUCUUCCACAAUUGGUGAGAGAAGUGAGCCAGUGGAGGCAAUGGCAUCGUCUGGAAUGGUGGGAGAGAAUGAUCUGCUAAUUGUGGGACCCGGUGUUCUUGGUCGCUUAGUGGCUGAAAAAUGGAGGGAGGAAAAUCCCGGAUGUCAAAUUUAUGGGCAAUCUGUGACGACGGAUCACCAUCAUGAGUUAAUGACAAUGGGUAUUAAUCCAUUUUUGAAAGGGAAUAAAACUGAUCAGAAGUUUCCUUAUGUGAUUUUCUGUGCUCCUCCUUCAAAAACCCCAGAUUACCCUGGUGAUAUUAGGAUGGCUGCUUUAAGCUGGAAUGGUGAAGGUUCUUUCUUAUUCACAUCGAGCUCUGCACCAUUUGAUUGCUAUGACAAUGGACCAUGUGAUGAGGACACAUCAACUGUGCCAAUUGGCAGAAGCCCUAGGACAGAUGUCAUCCUCAAGGCUGAAAAAGUGGUGUUGGACUUUGGUGGUUGUGUUGUUAGGUUGGCUGGACUUUAUAAAUUAGAUAGAGGUGCACAUUUCUAUUGGUUACAGAAGGGGACUGUUGAUUGCCGUCCAGAUCACAUCCUAAAUCUUAUACACUAUGAGGAUGCAGCUUCCCUAUCAGUCACUAUUCUGAAGAAGAAACUUCGUGUUCAGAUUUUCUUGGGUUGUGACAAUCAUCCUUUGUCCAGGCAGGAAGUAAUGGACUUGGUUGAAAAAAGCGGGAAAUUUAGCAAAAAGUUUGAGGCCUUUACAGGCACUAGUGAUCCUUUGGGGAAGAAGUUGAACAACACAAAAACUCGUCAGGAAUUGGGAUGGGAGCCAAAAUAUCCUAGCUUUGCUAACUUCCUUGGAGUGUCAGAAUAACCCCAUACCUUCAUCUUCAUUUCCAGGAUUGAAUGGAUUAAUGGUGGGAGAAACUCGUUUAGUUGGCAUAGCUGCAUAGGGAAUAUUUUGCUAGCAUUCUCUUGUGACAUUUCCAUUUUCCUUUCCCAAUCAAUCCUGGCAGAUACGUGUUCAUGUGCAGUUUCUGAACAUUCACACUAAAGUUUUAAUAAUAAAAAUUCCAUACUUGGCACAUUUUCA